This is a messenger RNA of Cylicocyclus nassatus, 1364 nucleotides long. NCBI's taxonomy places the organism in Eukaryota, Metazoa, Nematoda, Chromadorea, Rhabditida, Strongylidae. The record is from the annotation of a GenBank genome assembly.
AGCCGCAUGGAAAAAGUCGCAUCUCGCCUGCAAGUGCCAUAUGCUGCAGCCGCUGUUUCGUUGUUUUGCAUCCUGACAGUAGCGGUGGUGCUGCCAGUUUUGCAUAUUCAGCUUGACAGGGCUCAAGCUAGACUGCAGAAUCGAAUGGAUUCCUUCAAACACACCGCACGCAAUAUUUGGCAAGACAUCGUUUUAGUGAAAAGUCAUGGUAGAAUCCGACGUCAGGGAUACGGUAGUUACGAUGCUUCCGGAGACAAUCAACAGUGCACUUCUUGCGUGCAGCUGCAGUGCCCACCAGGACCACCUGGUCCACCCGGAGUCAAUGGUGAACCCGGAAUGGAUGGCGCACCGGGACGCCCAGGAAAACCUGGACUCGAUGGGCUCGAUGUACCUCUAGAUCCUGAGCCAAGCUUUCCAUGCGUAAUAUGCCCCGCAGGGCCCCCAGGAAAUCGGGGACCUCAGGGAGAAACUGGCCGUCCUGGUGUUCCCGGUGAACCUGGACAUCCCGGCUUACCUGGGCGACCAGGUAAGCCAGGACGUGUUGGUGAUGCCGGACCCCAAGGAGAACCUGGUGAACAAGGCGAACCUGGCAUCAAGGGACCUCCUGGUGACGACUCCAUUGGAGGUACUGGAGUGAAGGGACCACCAGGGCCACCUGGCCCUCGUGGACCGAAAGGUCCUCCUGGCGCAAAUGGUAUGCCAUCCCAAAAUCCUGGUCCUGCUGGACCAAUAGGAGAGAUGGGACCUCCAGGUCCUCCUGGGCCACGUGGAGAACCUGGGCCACCUGGACCAUUCGGACCUCCUGGAGAUGCCGGAGAACCCGGUGGCCACUGUCCUUCUUCGUGUGGGGUUCAAGAAAUAGUUGCACCCUCUGUUUCUGAGCUGGACACCAACGAAUAUCCACAACAGAACUACGCUCAAGGAAGCGGUCGAGGAGGGUACGGCGCUGGCUACGGAAAAUAGAUCGUUCUAUAUCAGUAGCAGUAUCCAUCGACAUAAAAAAUUAUACUUUCUGUUUACAAUGUCUACUCGAGUAGAUAUAUUUAUUGCAGUGUUAUAUGUACAGGGCGGUCAAUCCUGCUUGGAAGUAGAACUGUCAUGUGCGAUUUCAUUGUGUUUUGCGUUAGCAAUAUCCACAGGUUUUGGCGCAAGUCUCUCGUUUCUGAGAAUCGCUGUAGAAUAGGCUUUGACAGAAUCCAUUCUUUUUCCAACCCGCACAACUAAAUGAGACGAACAGUCAUAAUUUUUUUUAUACUACCAGGCUAUGUACUAACCCUUUCCCGUUAUCCACGCAUGUUCCAGGGCUAUUGGUGAAUCCUCCAGGUUGGGUUGACUCUAAAGGGGACAAAUAUGACUUUUUACAG